Trifolium pratense (red clover) is the source of this 1303-nucleotide messenger RNA. RefSeq names its product FCS-Like Zinc finger 14. The coding region runs from base 318 to 1055 and encodes 245 amino acids. The record is from RefSeq and is a predicted model, not a curated record. The transcript has 2 exons. Lineage: Eukaryota; Viridiplantae; Streptophyta; Magnoliopsida; Fabales; Fabaceae.
GAAAGGAAUCACUUUAAUGUAAGCAAAUCAAAUCAAAAUAUUAUUAUCAAACUACUAGUUUCACUUAAAUAAUAAUAUAUCAUAAAAAUAUUAAUUGUUGGGCAUUUCUGAAGCAAUGAUCAUCCACAAAAUUCCAAACAAACCAAGGGUUUAGCCCAACUACUCCAUGAAAUUAAUAUUAAGACCCCUAACAUGACUUUAUAGGUUGGUCUUAUAAAGACACCCACUACUCUCCACCUUUCUAUUCUCCCAUUCCAUUCUUCAACACACAACACAACAACCUCUCUUCUCUUCAUCUUCUCAUCUUCUCUCCAAUCAUGUUGAGGAAAAGACCCUCUCCAAUGAUCGGAAAGUUGUCAGAGUUACUGGUCUCCGGUGGCCGUAUGAUGGACACCGGAAGCCCAAGAGGCCCAUUAGACACAAAGAUGCAAUCAUCACCAAGAGGUUUAAAAAACUAUGACCUUGGUGGUGUUGGUCUCAAAAUUGUGGCAGCUCUUGAUACUAAUAAACCAUGUGAAGUUUUACCUAAACAUGCUGUUUGUACAUCAAAUUUGAACCGAUCAAGACCAAUCCAAAUUCAAUCUGUUAAAAGUCCAAAUGGGUUUCAAAUGGAUUAUUCAAAUAUGAAUGAAAUUGACAUGGAAAGCUUGGAAGAAGAAUACACCUAUGUGACAUGCCACGUACCUAAUAAAACCUUCACUAAGGUCUAUUAUGAUGGUGGUGAAGGUGAUGUUCGGAGACAACAAGGUUGUAACAACAACUACUACAACAACGUUGGUGUUCUAAGAAAAUCUUCACCACCACAAAUUUUGAUUGAGCCGGAACCAUUAUUUCCUACAUCAAAUUUUCUUAAUUCAUGUAACUUAUGCGGAAAGAAUUUGCAUGGCAAAGAUAUCUACAUGUACAGAGGAGAGAAAGCAUUUUGUAGCACAGAGUGUCGUUCAAGUCAAAUAAUGAUGGAUGAACGCAAAGAGAGGUGUGGGUCAGAAAUGGAAUUAUCAAGUUCACCUUAUACAAGGGAUCAAAUAUUUUCAAAUGGAAUUCUUGCAAUUUAAUCAAGGAUUUGAUGAAUCAUACCCUGGCCGUGGAAAUUAAUUAAUAAUCUAAGUACAUAGUAUAAAUACUAUACUAUUGUUAACUAUAUGGAAUAUUUAUAUAGAUAACUUGAUCGCAACCAAAACGAAAUUUUUGACGAUGAGAAAUAAAGAGAGAGAAGAUGUAUGUAUUUUGAUGUAUUUUUCCUUUUGCCAAGCACAAAAAGGAAUCAUGAAUUAUGAAAUCACAAAUCAUUCUCAAUUGUGUA